AGCUAGCUUAGUACAUUCCUGAAACAGAGAAGAGAGCAAAGAAAAGAGCUAGACAAGGGUUCACAGUUCUUGCUUCUCAGAGUAAUUGACAAUGGAGAAGGAGGAAGAUGUUAAGGUUGGAGCAAACAAAUUCUCAGAAAGACAACCAUUAGGGACAGCAGCACAGAGUGACAACAAGGAUUACAAGGAGCCACCCCCAGCUCCAUUUUUUGAGCCAGGGGAGCUCAAGUCAUGGUCUUUUUACAGAGCUGGCAUUGCUGAGUUCAUAGCCACCUUCUUGUUCCUCUACAUUACCAUCUUAACUGUCAUGGGUGUCAACAGGUCACCCAACAAGUGUUCCUCUGUUGGCAUUCAGGGCAUUGCUUGGUCUUUUGGUGGCAUGAUCUUUGCCCUUGUCUACUGCACUGCUGGAAUUUCAGGUGGACACAUAAACCCAGCUGUGACCUUUGGUCUCUUUCUGGCUAGGAAGCUCUCCCUCACAAGAGCACUGUUCUACAUUGUGAUGCAAUGCCUUGGAGCUAUCUGUGGUGCUGGUGUGGUGAAGGGGUUUGAGGGUAAUGCUAGGUAUGAGUUGUUCAAAGGUGGAGCUAAUUUUGUGAAUCCUGGAUAUACCAAGGGUGAUGGACUUGGAGCUGAGAUUGUUGGCACCUUUGUUCUUGUCUACACCGUUUUCUCUGCCACUGAUGCCAAGAGAAACGCUAGAGACUCUCAUGUUCCUAUUUUGGCUCCCCUUCCCAUUGGGUUUGCUGUGUUCUUGGUCCACUUGGCCACCAUUCCCAUCACAGGAACUGGAAUUAACCCAGCUAGGAGUCUUGGAGCUGCUUUAAUCUUCAACAGGGACUUGGCAUGGGAUGGCCAUUGGAUUUUCUGGGUUGGACCUUUCAUUGGAGCUGCCCUUGCUGCUGUGUAUCACCAGAUAGUAAUCCGAGCCAUUCCUUUCAAGACAAGGGCUUGAGCCUCUUUAGUUCUGAUGAUUGUGUAUCUUGAAUUCCUAUAGUGUCUGUCUUAUUUCAUUUGGACAUUCAUGUGAAUCUAUUUUGUUAAUCCAUCUAUGGGUGUAAAUUAUGACAUAGUUACUUCCUUGAUUGUGACACUUUGAAUGGAUAUAGUUGUAAUGUGCUUUGAUA
Molecule: messenger RNA, 1127 nt
Organism: Lotus japonicus
Lineage: Eukaryota; Viridiplantae; Streptophyta; Magnoliopsida; Fabales; Fabaceae
Product: probable aquaporin PIP1-2
Exons: 4
Coding region: 92-955 (287 amino acids)
Biological process (GO): transmembrane transport; response to water deprivation
Cellular component (GO): plasma membrane; vacuole; plasmodesma
Molecular function (GO): water channel activity
Source: RefSeq, a predicted model, not a curated record